AUGGAUGCCCCAGACUUUACAAUCCCCGACGACGAUCAUGUCAACGGCGCUUCCAGCGAGAACGUCCCGAAGUCCAAGAAGACUCGUCGCAGCCGCUACGACCCAGAGCCAGACUGGUCGGCCAUGGUGCGUGCCAAGGUCACGAAGACCCAACAUCGUGUCGGCCAGGCCUGUGAUCGUUGCAAGCUCAAGAAGAUGAAGUGCACACCUGAUCCUGGAGGCUGCGCUUGUUGCCUCAUCCUCAACAUCCCAUGGGUUACUGACCGUGUCACCGGUGAGACCUGGGUGCGUGGUGAGGCUGGCCGGAUGCGGGCUAUUAUUGAGAGCCUCAAGAAGCAGACUGAGGACCUGAAGGAGCAGGUCACGCAGCUUCAGCAGAAGAACGCACAGCUACAGGACUGUCUGGACGGUUCGUACAGAGCCAAUCUCAUGGAUCACUACGAGCAGGACCUUGACCCCGGACACCAUCACCAGAGUCUAUUGUGA
This is a messenger RNA of Penicillium mononematosum, 486 nucleotides long. RefSeq names its product putative C6 finger domain protein. Gene Ontology annotation, biological process: regulation of DNA-templated transcription. NCBI's taxonomy places the organism in Eukaryota, Fungi, Ascomycota, Eurotiomycetes, Eurotiales, Aspergillaceae. The transcript is spliced from 3 exons. Bases 1 to 486 code for a protein of 161 amino acids. Gene Ontology annotation, molecular function: zinc ion binding; DNA-binding transcription factor activity, RNA polymerase II-specific. The record is from RefSeq and is a predicted model, not a curated record.